This is a messenger RNA of Terrapene triunguis (Three-toed box turtle), 3760 nucleotides long. Its product is annotated as deleted in malignant brain tumors 1 protein-like. The annotation marks the transcript as partial. Lineage: Eukaryota; Metazoa; Chordata; Testudines; Emydidae. Gene Ontology annotation, cellular component: membrane. The transcript has 12 exons. The record is from RefSeq and is a predicted model, not a curated record.
AUGGUUGUGACUUCCACUAACUACCAGCUUGGACCCAAGGCCCCAGACGUGAAAGCCCAGUGCCUGUUCCCCCGAUGCCAGCCACUGCCCUUCCUCCGGGGGAAAAGCCCCAGGUCUCCUUCCCCCAACAUACUGUACUCAGGCAUCCCAGAACUAACUCAGCUCCGACUGGUGAACGGCCCGAGUCGCUGCGCUGGGAGAGUCGAGGUGCUUCACAACCAGCAGUGGGGAACCGUGUGUGAUGACAGCUGGGAUUUAACUGAGGCCAGAGUUGUGUGCAGGCAGCUGGGCUGUGGGACGGCGUUAUCAGCCCCACGUGGGUCUCGUUUUGGACAGGGAACUGACCGUAUCUGGCUGGAUGAGGUUAACUGCACAGGGACAGAAGCCGCCCUCUCUGAAUGCAGGGCUAGGCCUUGGGGAGAGAAUAACUGUAACCACAUGGAAGAUGCUGGUGUUGAGUGCUCAGACUCGGUCAUUCCAGACCCAGGUCCUCUCCAACUGGUGAACGGCCUCAAUCGCUGUGCUGGGACAGUUGAGGUGCUUCAUAACCAUCAGUGGGGAACAGUGUGUGAUGACAGCUGGGACUUAACUGAUGCUGGAGUCGUGUGCAGGCAGCUGGGCUGUGGCACAGCGUUAUCAGCCCCAGGCUGGGCUCGAUUUGGACAAGGAUCUGGCCCAAUUUGGCUGGAUGAGGUUACCUGCACUGGGACUGAAGCUGCCCUCUCCGAAUGCAGGGCUAAGCCUUGGGGAGACCAUGACUGUAACCACGGAGAAGAUGCCGGUGUUGUGUGCUCAGAUUCUGGCAUUUCAGAAGUGGCUCAGCUCCGACUGGUGAACGGCCCGAAUCACUGCGCUGGGAGAGUCGAGAUGCUUUACAACCAGAAGUGGGGAACCGUGUGUGAUGACCGCUGGGACUUACAGGAUGCUGGAGUCGUGUGCAGGCAGCUGGGCUGUGGGACAGCGUUAUCAGCCCCACGAGAGGCUCGAUUUGGGCGAGGAUCAGAUCGUAUCUGGCUGGCUGACGUUCACUGCUCAGGGACAGAAGUUGCCCUCUCCGAAUGCAGGGCUCGGCUUUGGGGAGACAGUUACUGUAACCAUGGACAAGAUGCCGGUGUUGUGUGCUCAGCUUCCAAAAUCUCAGAAGUGGCUCCGCUCCGACUGGUGAACGGUUCGAGUCGCUGCACUGGGAGAGUUGAAGUAUUUCAUAACAGGAAGUGGGGAACCGUGUGUGAUAACAGCUGGGACUUACAGGAUGCUGGAGUCGUGUGCAGGCAGCUGGGCUGCGGGAUGGUGCUAUCAGCCCCCACCAGGGCUCACUUUGGGCAAGGAUCUGAACCUAUCUGGCUGGCUGACGUCAACUGCACAGGGACAGAAGUUACCCUCACCCAAUGCAGGGCUCGGCCUGUGGGAGAGAAUAACUGUACCCAUGGAGAAGAUGCUGGAGUUGAGUGCUCAGACUUAGGAAUUUCAGAAGUGGAUCAGCUCCGACUGGUGAAUGGCCCAAGUCGCUGUGCUGGGAGAGUCGAGGUGCUUCACAACCAGCAGUGGGGAACCGUGUGUCAUGACGGCUGGGACAUAACUGAGGCUGGAGUCGUGUGCAGGCAGCUGGGCUGUGGGACGGCGUUAUCGGCCCCUAGGAAAGCUCGAUUUGGGCAAGGAUCUGACCGUAUAUGGCUGGAUGACGUCAUCUGCAAAGGGACAGAAGCUGCCCUCUUCGAUUGCAGGGCUCAGCCUUGGGGAGACAAUAACUGUAACCAUGGAGAAGAUGCCGGUGUUGUGUGUUCAGACUCCAGCAUCUCAGAAGUGACUCAGCUGCGACUGGUGAACGGUUUGAGUCGCUGUGUUGGGAGAGUCGAGGUGUUUCACAACCAGCAGUGGGGAACCGUGUGUGAUGACAGCUGGGACUUACAGGAUGCCGGAGUCGUGUGCAGGCAGCUGGGCUGUGGGACAGCGUUAUCAGCCCCAGUUGGGGCUCAUUUUGGGCAAGGAUCUGACCAUAUUUGGCUGAAUAAUGUCAACUGCACAGGGACAGAAGUUGCCCUCUCCGAUUGCAGGGCUCGGCCUUGGGGAGCCAAUAACUGUACCCACGGAGAAGAUGCUGGUGUUGACUGCUCAGAUUCUGGCAUUUCAGAAGUGGGUCAGCUCCGACUGGUUAAAGGCCCGAGUCGCUGCGCUGGUAGGGUCGAGGUGCUUCACAACCAGCAGUGGGGAACCGUGUGUGAUGAGAGCUGGGACAUAACUAAUGCUGGAGUCGUGUGCAGGCAGCUGGGCUGUGGGAUGGCGUUAUCAGCCCCAGGAGGGGCUAGAUUUGGGCGAGGAUCAGACCGUAUCUGGCUGGAUGACGUUCACUGCAUAGGGACAGAAGCUGCCCUCUCCGAUUGCAGGGCUCGUCCUUGGGGAGACAAUAACUGCACCCACGGAGAAGAUGCCGGAGUUGUGUGCUCAGACGCUGGCAUCUCAGAAGUGGCUCAGCUCCGACUGGUAAAUGGUUCGAGUCGCUGCAAUGGGAGAGUCGAGGUGUUUCAUAACAAGAAGUGGGGAACCGUGUGUGAUAACAGCUGGGACUUACAGGAUGCUGGAGUCAUAUGCAGGCAGCUGGGCUGUGGGAUGGCGUUAUCAGCCCCACGAGGGGCUCGAUUUGGGCGAGGAUCUGACCAUAUAUGGCUGGAUAAUGUCAACUGCACAGGGACAGAAGUUGCCCUCUCUGAUUGCAGGGCUCGGCCUUGGGGAGACAAUAACUGUACCCACGGAGAAGAUGCCGGUGUCGACUGCUCAGGCUCCUCGAAAGUGGCUCCACUCCGACUGGUGAAUGGCCCGAGUCGCUGCGCUGGGAGAGUUGAGGUGCUUCUCAACCAGCAGUGGGGAACCGUGUGUCAUGACGGCUGGAACAUUAUUCAUGCUGGAGUUGUGUGCAGGCAGCUGGACUGUGGGACGGCGUUAUCAGCCCCUGGGGGAGCUCGAUUUGGGCGAGGAUCAGACCCUAUCUGGCUGGAUGAUGUCAACUGUGCAGGGACAGAAGCUGUCCUCUCCCAAUGCAGGGCUCGGCCUUUGGGAGAGAAUAACUGUAACCACGGAGAAGAUGCCGGUGUUGUGUGCGCAGACGCUGGCAUCUCGGAAGUGGCUCAGCUCCGACUGGUGAAUGGUCCAAGUCGCUGCGCUGGGAGGGUCGAGGUGUUUCACAACCAGAAGUGGGGAACCGUGUGUGAUGACAGCUGGGACUUACAGGAUGCUGGAGUCGUGUGCAGGCACCUGGGCUGUGGGACGGCAUUAUCAGCCCCACAAAGGGCUCAUUUUGGGCAAGGAUCUGACCAUAUUUGGUUGAAUAAUGUCAACUGCACAGGGACAGAAGUUGCCCUCUCAGAUUGCAGGGCUCGGCCUUGGGGAGAAAAUAACUGUACCCACGGAGAAGAUGCUGGUGUCGAGUGCUCAGAUUCUGGCAUUUCAGAAGUGGCUCAGCUCCGACUGGUGUAUGGCCUAAGUCGCUGCGCUGGGACAGUCGAGGUGCUUCACAACCAGCAGUGGGGAACUGUGUGUGAUGACAUCUGGGACAUAACUAAUGCUGAAGUCGUGUGCAGGCAGCUGGGCUGUGGGCCAGCAUUAUCAGCCCCAAGAGGGGCUCGAUUUGGGCAAGGGUCAGAGCGUAUCUGGCUGGAUGACGUUAACUGCACAGGGACAGAAGCUACCCUCUCCGAUUGCAGGGCUCGGCCUUGGGGAGACAAUAACUGUGACCACGGAGAAGAUGCCGGUGUUGUGUGCUCAG